AGCAUACGAUGAGGCUACAACAGAAUUAGUGUGCUCAUGUCAAUGCUUCACAGAGACGGGGAUGCUUUGCUUUCACAUAAUAAGGGUCAUGCACAUGUUCAGCAUAUUUCAAAUACCACAACAAUAUAUCCUUAAGAGAUGGACAAGACUUGCAAAGUCAGCAGUAUGGGAGAAUGUUCAAGACAAGGACCAAAGCCAAAAUGCACAGUUGUGGACGCCAUGGAGACAUGCAAUAACCAAGAAUUUCUACAACCUAGUGUCAAUAUGUCAAUCAAAUGAGGAUGCAAGAACAUUAUGUGACAAGUCGUUGAAGGAAUUAUACAAAUCAGUGAAAGAAGUUUUCAAGACUGAUCAACAAAAACAACAAGAAAUCGAAGAUGAAGAACUACGAAGACAAACAGUUGAAAAUCCUGAGGUGAUAAAGACAAAAGGAAGACCACCAAAGGGAAACAAGAGAGUAAAAGGACAUUUUGAGAAGCGUAAAAUGAAGACAAGGCAUCCGAACGAAUAUGGAACAAAAACCCCAAAUGUACCUCAAGUUGAAUAGUGUUCAAAUAAUAUUAGUUUUCAAUUGUAUUCCACUCAGUAAUUGUAUUGAAAUUUACACUUGUUUAUUCCUAAGCUACUCGAAAUUCAGUAAUAUUAGUAUUUAUUGUCCUUCAGUUAGACUUGUUUAUUUUUCAG
Molecule: messenger RNA, 684 nt
Organism: Beta vulgaris subsp. vulgaris (sugar beet)
Lineage: Eukaryota; Viridiplantae; Streptophyta; Magnoliopsida; Caryophyllales; Amaranthaceae
Exons: 2
Coding region: 62-547 (161 amino acids)
Source: RefSeq, a predicted model, not a curated record